Molecule: messenger RNA, 1098 nt
Organism: Panicum hallii
Lineage: Eukaryota; Viridiplantae; Streptophyta; Magnoliopsida; Poales; Poaceae
Product: RNA-binding protein 48-like
Exons: 8
Coding region: 222-890 (222 amino acids)
Cellular component (GO): nucleoplasm
Molecular function (GO): RNA binding
Source: RefSeq, a predicted model, not a curated record
ACAACAAACACAUCCCGUUCAAAACGAAAAAACACAUGGAUCUCACACGGUUGAUUUGUACAAAUUUUGCCAAAACCGCUUGACUUGGGCAGCGUCAAGCUUUGGCCUCCUUUCAGGCAGCGCGGGCCUCCUCUCCUGCCAGCUCCCGCAGCGCCGCCGCCCCCGCGCCACGCCUACAGCCCCCGAGGGCGUCCCCUGUCACCGGGGCGGGAGGGAGAGAGAUGCCGCGCGACCGCGACGAGCCGCCCGCCGUGCGCGUCUACACCGUCUGCGACGAGUCCAAGUACCUGAUCGUGCGCAACGUGCCGUCACUCGGAUGCGGCGACGACCUCGCCAAUCUCUUCGGGACGUACGGCCCAGUGGAGGAGUGCAAGCCCAUGGAUGCCGAGAAUUGUGAACCCUACACCGACGUCUUCUUCAUCAAGUUCUCACAGGUCAGCAACGCCAGGUUUGCAAAGAGGAAGCUCGAUGAGUCCGUGUUUCUUGGCAACCGGCUGCAGGUGACCUAUGCGCCUCAUUUUGAGAGUCUUCUCGAUACCAAGGAGAAACUGGAAGUUAGGAGAAAAGAAGUGCUUGGCCGAGUAAAAUCAUCUGCUGCCAGACCUCAAGGGACUUCUCAGUAUUCUCUACCUCAGGGAUCAUCUAAUGGAAAUCAGCAUCAGAUGAAUUCCAACAAGAGGGAGUAUGUAAAGACAAUUCAUGCUUCUCAUAGCGGUGAUCCUCGUUUCAGUCACGUGCCCUCUAACAAGGAUUAUUUUCCAUCUGAGUCGAUGAACGCAACUGUAAAGCUUGUCAGAGAGAAGCUUGAUAAGAUACAAUCUGGUGGUGAUAAUUCCAAUGCUGCAGCUGCAUCCAAGAAACCAAGAGUAGAUAACCGCAGGCGAAUUUGAUAUUACUUGAAACCGCAGAAAGUUUUGUUUCUUUUUUACUUUUGUCCAUUUUCUAUUUCAUUUACUAGUGGGUUGUUAGCUAUCUAUGUUACAAGGGAGUGUUGUACUAGUAUAGGGUUAGUGUAACGGUGACUCAUUUUUAAUGUUAGCAAGCAUUUGUAUGAUGACCGAUCUUAUGAAAUAUCUAGUUUUUUUCCUCGAUCAAUUA